AUGCUGGGCCGCGCCCUCCUCACCAUCGAUAGCCUCGGGCUCCUCUUCGGGGCGUGGGUGGCAGACAUGAACGAAACCCACCAGCGGAACCCGCGCUGGCCACCCCAUGCGAAAUUCCACAACGCGCAGACCAUUGGGCUCAGCACGGUCCUGGGCAUGGCGACGCUGUUCCUGACGUGGAGGCCGCUGCUGCUGGGCCCGUCGCCGGCCAUCGACCGCUACUCGCUGAGCGUGGCCGCCUUCACCGGCUGUGUCUACUGGCUCACGGGCCUGACCGCCAUCUACUUCCCCGGCGCCGACGGGCUCGACCCCGAGUUUGGCGGGCCCGGCUUCCCCCAGAGGCCUAUCUUCCUGGCCUUCAUGAUGGCGGGUCUUGCCGGUUCAUAUCUGGAGCUGCGCUAG
Molecule: messenger RNA, 402 nt
Organism: Diaporthe batatas
Lineage: Eukaryota; Fungi; Ascomycota; Sordariomycetes; Diaporthales; Diaporthaceae
Exons: 2
Coding region: 1-402 (133 amino acids)
Source: RefSeq, a predicted model, not a curated record